This is a messenger RNA of Thalassophryne amazonica, 1211 nucleotides long. RefSeq names its product retinol dehydrogenase 13 (gene crdhl). Bases 278 to 1045 code for a protein of 255 amino acids. Lineage: Eukaryota; Metazoa; Chordata; Actinopteri; Batrachoidiformes; Batrachoididae. The transcript has 7 exons. The record is from RefSeq and is a predicted model, not a curated record.
GGUUCCGGGCGGGUUUCUGGUGCUGCCUUGGUCCAGUGGCAGCACUAAUUCAGACCCGGGUUCUGGAGCGGAGCUGGAAGGCCGAGCGCUGCUGCGCUGUGGAGCCGUGCUGGGACUCAGUGUAAUCUGUGUGACGGUGCUGAGACAUUGGAUUGCAGGUGGAGUGUGUCGCUGCUCAGUACGCCUGGAUGGGAAGACAGUUCUGAUCACUGGGGCCAACACCGGCAUCGGCAAAGAGACCAGCAGGAACCUGGCACACAGAGGGGCUCGGGUGGUGAUGGCCUGCAGGGACCUAAUCCGGGCAGAGCGAGCAGCAGAGGAAAUUCGGCAAUCAACAGGAAAUGGGAAUGUUGUCAUCAGACACUUGGAUCUAGCCUCACUCUACUCCGUCCGCCAGUUUGCCAAAGACUUCUUGGACAGCGAAGACAGACUGGACAUCCUAAUUAACAACGCAGGUGUGAUGAUGUGUCCAAAGUGGGUAACAGAAGAUGGUUUUGAGACUCAGAUGGCUGUCAAUCAUCUGGGCCACUUCUUACUGACCAAUCUGCUGCUUCCAAAGCUGAAGAACUCAGCUCCCAGCCGCGUGGUCACCGUGUCCUCUGUCGCUCAUCGGGGAGGACAGAUUAAGUUUGAUGAUCUCUUCUUCAGUCGGAGGCCAUACAGUGCUCUUGCUAGCUACAGGCAGAGCAAGCUAGCUAAUGUGCUAUUCUCCAGAGAGCUGGCCCGCCGGGUCAAAGGAUCUGGUGUGUCAUCCUUCUGCCUGCAUCCUGGGGUGAUCCGCACUGAGCUGAGCCGCCAUGUUGAGGGCUGGUUUCCCCUGCUGGGUGUGCUGCUGAGCCUCCCUGCCCUGCUCCUCAUGAAGACACCCAGCCAAGGCUGCCAGACCACCGUGUACUGUGCUGUGACACCAGGCCUGGAGGAACAAUCAGGAUGCUACUUCAGUGACUGUGCGGUGAAGGAGGCGGGUCCAGCGGGCCAGGAUGACGCGGCAGCCAGGAAGCUGUGGAAGGAGAGCGCGCGACUGGUCGGAUUAAAGGACACUUGAUGACCUUUGACCUCAGCCCUGAUGUACACCUGGUAACAGGAAGUGACAGAGACUGAACACUUGCAUCACGUCCUGAAGACUGUGGACAGAAACCAUCACUCAGUUUAUUACUGCUGCACAUCAUAGUUAUUUGGCCACUGAAUCUCUCAACACUUUAAGAAAAAAA